This is a messenger RNA of Helicoverpa armigera (cotton bollworm), 8120 nucleotides long. It is a transcript of the gene FASN1, whose product is annotated as Fatty acid synthase 1. The record is from RefSeq and is a predicted model, not a curated record. Bases 338 to 7507 code for a protein of 2389 amino acids. Lineage: Eukaryota; Metazoa; Arthropoda; Insecta; Lepidoptera; Noctuidae. Gene Ontology annotation, biological process: fatty acid biosynthetic process. Gene Ontology annotation, molecular function: 3-oxoacyl-[acyl-carrier-protein] synthase activity; fatty acid synthase activity; phosphopantetheine binding. The transcript is spliced from 13 exons.
UUAGAUAUCGCGCCAGCAGUCGCCUCCUCGCAUUUCGCAUUCACAGUCGCGCUGAAAACGAAGUCGCGCCGCGACGUACCGGACGCCCGCAGGUUCGCGCCGGUCGAUACUCGCGAACCCAUACAUUACAGCGACGAAACAAAUAGGUAGUGAUUUCAGCUAAGUGAUUGAAUAUAUUUACACCGGAUUUAUACUCGAUUGGGGACAUUGUCAAGGAUUUAAAGCGUAUAAUAAUAACAUAUUUCUGCACGCUACAAGAAUCAUCGCUUGCAGCUACAAAUUGGGAAAAAGAGUUAUACGAAAGCUGCUAUAUACGCGCCACAGCUGAGCAGCCAAGAUGCCGAGUGCCGUCACCAACGGGUCGAGGGGCUCCGACGAUGACAUCGUGCUGACCGGGCUGUCGGGCCGCCUGCCCGAGUCCGACUCCAUCGAGGAGUUCGCGCAGCAGCUGUUCGACGGCGUCGACCUUGUCACAGCAGACGACAGGCGAUGGACUCCAGGACUGCACGGGCUGCCGGAGCGCAACGGCAAGCUGAAGGACCUGGCGCACUUCGACGCCACGUUCUUCGGCGUGCACGCCAAGCAGGCGCACCUCAUGGACCCGCAGCUGCGCCUGCUGCUGGAGCUCACGCACGAGACCAUCAUCGACGCCGGCAUCAACCCCGGCGAGCUGCGCGGCUCGCGCACCGGCGUCUACGUGGGCGUCUCCAACUCCGAGACCGAGGAGAUGUGGACCGUCGACCCCGACAAGAUCAACGGCUACGCGCUGACGGGCUGCUGCCGCGCCAUGUUCCCCAACCGCAUCUCCUACACGUUCGACCUGAAGGGGCCCUCGUUCGCCGUGGACACGGCCUGCUCCAGCUCCAUGUUCGCGCUGGCGCAGGCGGCCACGGCCAUCCGCGCCGGCCACUGCGACGCGGCCAUCGUGGCCGGCACCAACCUGUGCCUCAAGCCCGCCAACUCGCUCAACUUCCACCGGCUGAGCAUGCUGUCGCCCGAGGGCCGCUGCGCCGCGUUCGACGCCAGCGGGCGCGGCUACGUGCGCUCCGAGGCGGCCGUGGCCGUGCUGCUGCAGCGGCGCAGCGCGGCGCGGCGCGUCUACUGCACGCUGCGCGGCUUGCGCGUCAACACGGACGGCGCCAAGGACCAGGGCAUCACCUUCCCCUCCGGCGACAUGCAGCGCCGCCUCGCCGAGGAGACCUUCGCCGAGGCCAAGCUGCGCCCCAGCGACGUCGUCUACGUCGAGGCGCACGGCACCGGCACCAAGGUGGGCGACCCGCAAGAGGUGAACGCCAUCGCGGAGCUGUUCUGCAAGGGGCGCAAGGGGCCACUGCUGCUGGGCUCGGUCAAGUCUAACAUGGGUCACUCGGAGCCCGCGUCCGGCCUGUGCUCCGUCGCCAAAGUAGUGGUCGCGAUGGAGCGCGGCGUCAUCCCCGGCAACCUUCACUACAAGAACGCCAACCCCGACAUCCCGGCGCUGAGCGACGGCAGGAUCAAGGUGGUGGACCGCAACACGGAGUGGGACGGCGGCCUGGUGGCCAUCAACUCGUUCGGGUUCGGCGGCGCCAACGCGCACGUGAUCUUCGAGUCGGAGCCGGGCGGCGGCGCGGCGCGGACGCCGGCGCGCUACGCCGUGCCGCGCGUGGUGCUGGCGUCGGGCCGCACGGAGGAGGCGGUGCGCGAGCUCACGGGGCUGGCGGCGCAGCACGCGCGCGACGCCGGCCUGCACGCGCUGCUGGACGCCGUGCACCGCCACAACAUCCCCGGCCACUCGCACCGCGGCUUCGCCGUGCUCACCGACCCGCCCAUCGAGGAAUGCGCUGAAGUGGAGAGCGGCGAACCGCGACCUGUGUGGUUCGUGUUCUCGGGUAUGGGCUCGCAGUGGCCCGGCAUGGCCAAGUCGCUGAUGCAGCUGCCGGUGUUCGCGGCCAGCGUGAACCGGUCGGCGGCGGCGCUGCGGCCGCACAACAUCGACCUCGUCAAGAUCAUCACGGAGGCGCCGGCGGCGGCCUUCGACGACGUCAUCAACUCGUUCGUGUCCAUCGCGGCCGUGCAGGUGGCGCUGGUGGACGUGCUGCGCGCGCUCGAGAUCCGCCCCGACGGCAUCGUGGGCCACUCCGUGGGCGAGAUCGGGUGCGCGUACGCCGACGAGACGCUGACGGCGGAGCAGGCGGUGCUGGCGGCGUACUGGCGCGGGCGCAGCAUCGUGGACGCCAAGCUGCCGCCGGGCGCGAUGGCGGCGGUGGGGCUCUCGUGGGAGCAGUGCGAGGCGCGCUGCCCGCCCGACGUCGUGCCCGCCUGCCACAACGCCAACGACAGCGUCACGAUCUCCGGGCCCGUGGAGUCGCUGGAGAAGUUCGUGGCGACGCUGUCGGCGGAGGGCACGUUCGCGCGGCGCGUCAACAGCUCGGGCGUCGCCUUCCACAGCAAGUACAUCGCGGCCGCCGCGCCGCUGCUGCGCCGCAGCCUCGAGAAGGUCAUCCCCGAGCCCAAGCCGCGCUCCGCCCGCUGGGUGUCCUCCUCGCUGCCGCGCGACAAGUGGAACUCCGACCUCGCCAAGCUGAGCGACGCCAACUACCACGUGAACAACCUGCUGUCGCCGGUGCGGUUCGCGGACGCCGUGCGCGAGGUGCCGGAGCGCGCGCUGCUGGUGGAGGUGGCGCCGCACGCGCUGCUGCAGGCCGUGCUCAAGCGGGCCCGGCCCGCGCCCGCCGCGCACGUGCCGCUCGUGCGCCGCGACGCGCCCGACGCGCUGGCGCACCUGCUGGCGGCCGCCGGGCGCCUGUACGCGGCGGGCGCGCAGCCGCACGUGGCGCGCCUGUACCCCGCCGUGCCCUUCCCCGUGCCGCGCGGCACGCCGGGGCUGGCGUCGCGCGUGCGCUGGGACCACGCGCUGGAGUGGAGCGUGGCGCACUUCGGCAGCGCCUCGCGCUCCGGCGAGAACGUCAUCGAGUACGACGUGUCGCGCGCCGACGACGGCUUCAUCACCGGCCACAACAUCGACGGCCGCGUGCUGUUCCCCGCCACCGGCUACCUGACUCUCGUUUGGAGAACUAUGGCGAAACUCCACAACAGAAAACCUGAAGAGACCCCGAUAGUGAUGGAGAACAUUCAGUUCCGGCGCGCCACCAUCGUGUCGCGCGACACGCCCGUGCGGUUCCUCAUCAACGUGCUGGACGGCACCGGCGAGUUCGACGUGUGCGAGGGCGGCGCCGUGGUGGUGACGGGCACCGUCCGCCUGGCCGACGACCCCGCCGCCGAGCGCCUGCGGGACCUGGACACGGCCCCGCCGCGCCAGGAGGACGGCCUGCUGCCGCUCGUCACCGACGACAUCUACAAGGAGCUGCGCCUGCGCGGCUACAACUACGGCGGCAUCUUCCGCGGCAUCCGCUCGUCCGACCCGCGCGGCACCUGCGGCGAGCUCGCCUGGGACGACAACUGGAUCUCGUUCAUGGACACCAUGCUGCAGUUCGGCAUCAUCGGCGUGGACACGCGCGAGCUGUACCUGCCCACGCGGCUGCAGCGGGCGCUCAUCGACCCCGCGGCGCAGCUGGCGGCCGUGGCGGCCAGCGGCGGCGGCACGCUGCCCGUGCGCAUGCACCGCGACAUCGACGUCAUCAGCGCCGGCGGCAUCGAGUUCCGCGGCGUCAAGACCAGCCUGGCGCCGCGCCGCGCCAACCCGCAGGCCGCGCCCAAGCUCGAGAAGUACGUGUUCCUGCCGUACGACAACACCGCCGUCGCCACCGAGGACACGUCGCGCUCCAAGCGGGACGCGCUCACCGUCAGCCUGCAGCUGGUGCUGGAGAACGCGGGCGCCCUGCGGCUCAAGCUGGGCGAGGCGGCGCUGGAGCGGCCGCCCGAGGCGCUGCUCACGCCGCUGGCCAUGCAGCUGCUGGAGGCCGAGCCGCAGGUGCGCGUGGACGCCACGCUGGCGGCCGGGCCCGCGCCCGCCGCCUACGCCGCCGCGCUCAAGGACCUGGGCGUCAAGGUGCUGCCCAAGGACGGCAAGGCGGCGCCCGUGGAGAGCGACUGCCACCUGGUGCUGGCGGCCGACGUGCUGAGCCGCCACGGCGCCGGCGUGCUGGCGCAGCUGGCGGCGGCGCUGGGCGAGGGCGGCAUGCUGCUGCUGGAGGAGCCGCACAAGGCGCUGGACGCGGCGGGCGCGCGCGACAUGCUGGCGCAGGCGGCGCUGGCGCCCGUGUCGCGCCAGCAGGCCGCCAGCUGCGAGUACGUGCUGCUGCGCCGCGCCGCCGCGCCGCCGGCCGCGCACGUGGUGGUGGAGGUGCCGGACGACGGCUCGUACGCCUGGGUGGAGGCGCUGCGCGACGCGCUGGCGCGGGCCGAGGCGGAGGACAUGCGCGUGUACUGCGUGUCGCGUGCACCGGCGUCCGGCGUGCUGGGGCUGUGCACGUGCCUGCGCGGCGAAGCGGGCGGGCGGCGCCUGCGCUGCUACUACCUGCCGGGCGCCCGCGACGCCUUCCGGCCCGACGCGGCGCCCUACGCGGCGCAGGUGCGGCGGGACCUGGCCGUCAACGUGCUGCGCGCCGGCGUGUGGGGCAGCUACCGGCACGUGGCGCUGGGCGACGCGGCCGAGGCGCAGCUGCAGGUGGAGCACGCCUACGUCAACACGCUGACGCGCGGCGACCUGUCGUCGCUGCGCUGGAUCGAGAGCCCGCUGCGCCACGCGCGUCAUGUCCCGCAGUCGCCGCGCACCGACCUGUGCCGCGUGUACUGCGCGCCGCUCAACUUCCGCGACAUCAUGCUGGCCACCGGCAAGCUGCCGCCCGACGCGCUGCCCGGCAACCUGGCCGGCCAGGAGUGCAUCCUCGGCCUGGAGUUCAGCGGCCGCUCGUCGGACGGGAAGCGCGUGAUGGGCAUGGUGGCGGCGUGCGGCCUGGCCAGCACCGUGCUGGCCGACAAGGGCUUCCUGUGGGAAGUGCCGGCCAAGUGGUCGCUGGAGGAGGCGGCCACGGUGCCGGUGGCGUACGCCACGGCGUACUACGCGCUGGUGGUGCGCGGGCGCAUGCGGCGCGGCGAGGCCGUGCUGGUGCACGCGGGCACGGGCGGCGUGGGGCAGGCGGCCGUGGCCAUCGCGCUGCACGCGGGCUGCACGGUGUACACCACGGUGGGCACGCCCGACAAGCGGGCCUUCCUGCGCGAGCGCUUCCCGACGCUGCCGCCCGAGAACAUCGGCAACUCGCGCGACACGUCCUUCGAGCAGCUCAUCAAGCGCCGCACGCGCGGCCGCGGCGUGGACCUCGUGCUCAACUCGCUGGCGGCCGACAAGCUGCACGCGUCCGUGCGCUGCCUGGCCGAGGGCGGCCGCUUCCUGGAGAUCGGCAAGCUGGACCUGUCCAACGACACGGCGCUGGGGAUGUCCAUCUUCCUCAAGAACACAACUUUCCACGGCAUCUUGCUGGACGCGCUGUUCGACGCGGACUCGGCGGACAGCGACAAGGCGGCCGUGGUGCGGUGCGUGACGGACGGCAUCGCGUCCGGCGCCGUGCGGCCGCUGCCCGCCACCGUCUUCUCCGACCACCAGUUGGAGCAGGCCUUCAGGUACAUGGCGACGGGCAAGCACAUCGGCAAGGUGGUGCUGCGCGUGCGCGAGGAGGAGGCCAGCGGGGCCCGGCCCGCCAGCAAGCUGGUGUCCGCCAUCCCGCGCACCUACAUGCACCCCGCGCGCUCCUACGUGCUGGUGGGCGGCAUGGGCGGCUUCGGGCUGGAGCUGGCGCAGUGGAUGGUGCGGCGCGGCGCCACGCGCCUGGUGCUGAACUCGCGCAGCGGCGUGCGCACGGGCUACCAGGCGUGGUGCAUCCGGCGCUGGCGCGAGGCGGGCGUGCAGGUGUGCGUGUCCACGGCCGACGCCUGCAGCCCGGCCGGCGCCCGCGCGCUGCUGCGCGAGGCGGCGGCGCUGGGCCCCGUGGGCGGCGUCUUCAACCUGGCCGCCGUGCUGCGCGACGCCUUCCUCGACAAGCAGACGCCCGCCGACUUCCAGGCUGUCGCUAAACCCAAGAUCGACGCGACUAAAAUUCUGGACGCGGCGACGCGAGAGCUGGCGCCGGAGUUGGAGUACUUCGUGGUGUUCUCGUCGGUGUCGUGCGGACGCGGCAACCCCGGACAGAGCAACUACGGGCUCGCCAACUCCGCCAUGGAGCGCAUCGUGGAGCAGCGCCAGGCCGACGGGCUGCCGGGCCUGGCCGUGCAGUGGGGCGCCAUCGGCGAGGUGGGGCUCAUCGUGGAGACCAUGGGCGGCGACGAGACCGUGGUGGGCGGCACCGUGCCGCAGCGCAUCGCGUCCUGCAUGGAGGCGCUGGGCGCGCUGCUGGCGCUGCCGCACGCCGUGGCGGCGUCCAUGGUGCUGGCCGACAAGCGCCGCGCCGCCGCCGCGCCGCAGCAGGACCUGCUGCACGCCGUCGCCAACAUCCUGGGCAUCAAGGACCCCAGCAAGGUGUCCGACUCCGCCAACCUGGCCGAGCUCGGCAUGGACUCGCUCAUGGGCGCCGAGAUCAAGCAGACGCUGGAGCGCGGCUACGACGUGGUGCUGGGCGUGCAGGAGAUCCGCGCGCUCACCUUCGCCAAGCUGCGCGGCAUGGCGGGCGGCGACGACGCCGCCGCCGGGGACGCGGCGCCGCCCGCCGCCGGGCCCGACGACCAGGUGCAGUUCGCGGCGCUGGGCGAGCUCAUGCCCAAGCAGGCGCUGGUGAAGCUGCCGAGCGCGGCGGCGGCGCCGGAGCAGCGCGCCGUGUUCAUGGUGCACCCCAUCGAGGGCGUGGUGGAGCUGCUGCGCGGCGUGGCGGCGGCCGUGCGGGCGCCGGUGUUCGGCCUGCAGUGCACGCGGGCCGCGCCGCUGGACGACAUGGCGGCGCUGGCGCGGCACUACGUGGCGCACGUGCGAGCACAGCAGCCCAGCCCGCCCUACACCAUCCUCGGCUACUCGUUCGGCGCCGGCGUCGCCUUCGAGAUGGCGCUGCAGCUGGAGCAGGCGGGCUGCGAGACGCGGCUGGUGCUGGUGGACGGCUCCCCGGCCUACGUGGCCACGCACACCACGCGCGGCAAGCAGAAGCGGACCACGCGCUCCGCCGAGACGGACGAGGCGGACGCGCUCGCCUACUUCGUGCAGCUGUUCAAGGACGUGGACGCCGCCAAGGUGUCGGCGGAGCUGGAGCGGCUGCCGAGCUGGGAGGCGCGGCUGGCGCGGACCACGCAGCUGGUGGGCGCGGCGGCGGGCCCGCACGACGCCGACGCGCUGGCGGCGGCGGCCGGCUCCUUCUACCGCAAGCUGGUGAUCGCGGACACGUACAAGCCGGCCGGGCGGCUGCGGGCGCCGGUCACGCUGUUCACGGCGCGCGACAACUACGUGACGCUGGGCGAGGACUACGGGCUGCGCGAGGUGUGCGCGGGCCCGCUGCACACGCAGCAGCUGGCGGGCACGCACCGCACCAUCCUGGCGGGCGACGCCGCCGCCGCCAUCGCCGCGCACCUGUCCGCCAUGCUGGCGCAGUAGCGGCCGCGCCGACGUCGGCCGAGGCGCCGGCGCCGCUAGCCCGACACGGACUGAGCUCGUGCACCCUGGUGACGGCCACUCUCUAUUUAUUUCUGCGGGGUAGAGUUAAAUUAGUGCGAGGAGUAAACUUGUGUACAUAGUUAUAACACGAUACUCUAUUUAUUGUACGUAUGUAAGUAUUGUCGAGCCCGGCUCGCAGUUUGUGAUACGCUACAUUCCGGCGCUGCUUACAUAUACGUAUGUAUGCGCGGUUAGUUUGUAGAACACAUUACAUGAAGCAUGUAAUCCCUACUAUAAGAUAGCGUGUACGAGGUGCCGGCGUUCGUCACGGACGACAUAAAUCUAAACUAUGAUUGGCAUUUUAUGUAUUUUGAUAUUAUUAAAGAUGACAGUGGUUUCCUACUUAAUGAAUGUUGACGGGCAAUACUCGGAGCGUAUUGCGACACAGACGCCCAGGCGCGACACACACGUGUCCGUGGCGUGUCCGUCGCGUGUCCGUGGCGUGGCGCCGCCGGUAGCGAUAAGUUUUAGUACCAGUGUAUGGUUGUUGUGGUAUUUAUUUUGUUACUAAUAAGGAGCCUGCGCCCUGUGAUUAAAAGUGCAUUAUUUUUUA